UUCCGCUUCGCCACCGACCGCAACGACUUCCGCAGGAACCUGCUGGUGAACCUGGGGCUGUUCGCCGCCGGCGUCUGGGUCGCCCGGAACCUGACGGACAUCGACCUGAUGGCCCCGCAGCCCGUCCCGUAGCAGCGGAAGGAGCCGGAGCUGCCGGGAGCAGAGCUCACCCUCCCACCAGGACUGGAGCCGUGGGGCUGCUCUGAUCCCUCCUGGAGCUGCUCUGAUCCCUCCUGGAGCUGCUCUGAUCCCACCCGGAGCUCCUGAUCCCUCCUGGAGCUGC
Messenger RNA from Cyanistes caeruleus (blue tit), 283 nucleotides. RefSeq names its product translocase of outer mitochondrial membrane 6 (gene TOMM6). Gene Ontology annotation, cellular component: mitochondrial outer membrane translocase complex. The record is from RefSeq and is a predicted model, not a curated record. Lineage: Eukaryota; Metazoa; Chordata; Aves; Passeriformes; Paridae.